This is a messenger RNA of Mycena indigotica, 825 nucleotides long. RefSeq names its product HNHc domain-containing protein. Bases 1 to 825 code for a protein of 274 amino acids. NCBI's taxonomy places the organism in Eukaryota, Fungi, Basidiomycota, Agaricomycetes, Agaricales, Mycenaceae. The record is from RefSeq and is a predicted model, not a curated record. The transcript is spliced from 3 exons.
AUGGUGUUCUGGGCCCGAAUACUCUUUUGGGGGGAUCUUCCCAUCGACCAAUUCCGCAACAUUGUGCGAUUCAUAGAGCAGAACCAAAGGAACGUCGCUCCUCAGGUCCUUAAACGUGACGACGUUAGUGCCGCCCUACCAGGGCAGUACCUAUUUUUCCUGCAGACCCGGAACGGACUGUCUAGGGCAUUUUCUCCUUCUCUGCGACACAGCCAGAUUAUCUCCCGAUCAAUGACCCGAUCCGCAAGUCCGAGUCCGUCUGCAACAUUGACAGUGCCCGGGACACCAGCGGCCGGGGAUAGACGAGACACUGGGCUUCGCAAAAUAGUCCGACAACGUGACUUUUGCUGUCGGGCGUCUGGCACUAUCGUUCCUACCCGAGGAAGGGGUCCCAACUAUCAAGGGUUCAAUAUGUGCCAUGUAUUCCCUUUUGGUCUUCGAAAUCAGGUUUUGGAUAUCAUCGAUAAUAACGAUCCUGCGAUUCCCCUGUUGUCGGGGCCGCAUGGCACCGAGGUAGCCCAGAAUGCACUACUAUUCAGAACCGACCUGCACGAUUUCUUUGACAACUAUCAGUUCAGCUUCAAUGGCGCAACUCUCAAGAUAUACACAUUCGAACGUGAUGGAGCACCUACAUUGGGAACCGUUGGGCUUCCGAUGUUCCCGCCGUUACCUGAAGCUCCCGGUGGCGUUGUUAACGGUCUUCGAAACCAGCAGCGACGGCCCAAUGGUGGCGCUACCGAUGUUCACCGUCAUCUUCUGCGUCAGCACUUCGAGACAGCUGUCCUUUGGCAUUUUACUGGAUAUGGGCGAGCUCGGGGCCAAUGA